GCCCUGCAGCUGGUACCCGCCAGGCUCGCUGAUGCUGCGCAGAGCCCAGGGCUUGAGCUGAGUGCCAUGGUAAGAACCAUGACCCGAUCACAGAUGUGUUCUUCGACAGAUAUUUACCAAGAUCUGGAAAGAUAGAAGAACAUGGAGUGAGUGGCUCUGAACCAUUUUGUUCAAUUUGUGCCUUGUGGACACCAGAGUGAACAGAGCCAAGAAUGAUAAGAAAAGCCUUUUAGUGGAGCAGAUACAAUGAUGGAGUGAUGCGCACCCAUAAAGAGUGUCAGGAUGGAGAGCCCGGGAUGAACUGAGGCCAUUGAGGACAGCCCGGGACAACAAAGAGUCUUUUCAUAUGAGAUGACCCUGCUCCUACUUCACAGACAUCAAAGGAAGGCCAGGAAAAGUGGGUUUGUCUGGUGUCAGCCUACAGGGGACACUGAAUGACCAGUGCCCGCCUCACUGUCGCUCUCUUUUUCUGCACCUUCACCGGGGACUUUCUGAUCACAUAACUUCUCUUUGAGCUAGGGACCAGUCCUUUGGAACUUCGAAGCCCUAUAGACUAAUGGUCGCUGGAACAUGCACCUGGCUUAGCCUGUCAGGCCCCUCUGAUCACAUGGCUGAGGAAAAAGCAGCUUCUUUGAGUCCUUCAGUUGACAAAAGAUGGAGGCUCGUGGGACCUAAGCAGAUUCAGGCAGGGCUGCUCAAGAAAGCAAGCCUCCUGGACUCUGGAGUUGCUGCAGGGAAGGGUGGCCAAGAUCUGGCCCAUUCUGAACUGAGCCUAUCAACAGCACUGGACAAGCCUGGACUGCAGAGGCCUCUGGGCUACAAGGCCUGCACAGAGCAGAGGCAGGGUUCCUUCACAGAGCUGUCCUGUCUCCAGGAGAGGCCAGGCGACAUUCAAGCCUUGAAGAGGAAGCCAGAGGACCCAAAAGGCCAGCUUGGCACUCAGCAGCUGCCCCAGGAUCUCCCCGGAGCCUCGGCUGAUGGCACAGAGUGCUCAUUAUGGCCGGGUGCAGGCCGGAGUGGGAAGAGAAGCGCUUUCAGGAGGCCAGCCUCCCGCCCCGUGGAGAAGCCCAGGUGCUCUCCUGCAUUUCCGGACAGUGGAAAUGCAGAGGGCCCAUGGGAGCUCUCAGGACUCAUCACCACAGUGGAUAUCCCAUGUUGGGCUCAGCUGUCAGCUUUCAAGCUCACAGGAGAUUUCUGGAGAUUGCACGUGCUGUCCCAGAACAUUCUAUUCUGCAAUACUUUCCACGGGGCUCCCACACCAUGGCUGGAUCACUCCCAGGUGCAAGCUUCCACAUCCUCGACACCUUCCACCACGGCCUGCCGGGUUCUCUUGCCACCCACACUCUCAUCCCCAGGCUUGCCCACUCAGAACUGGUGUGCAAAGUGUAACCUCGCCUUCCGUCUGACGGCUGACCUGGUCCUCCACAUGCGGUCCCAUCACAAAAGGGAGCAUGGAGGCCCUGACCCACAUUCUAAGAAGCGCAGAGAGGAAGUUCUCACUUGCCCCAUUUGCCAUGAGUACUUCCGGGAGCGCCACCAUCUUUCUAGACAUAUGACGUCACACAGUUAGGGGUGGCUAAGGAGGAACCUGAUGGCCAUAGUAUCUGGUGCUUAGUGGUGAGGCACCGGCGACUCCUGGCCUGCAUUGAGAAGGUGGUCACAGGUGUCUUCAAGGUUGUUCCCUUUGCUUCCCAGGUGAAUGGCUCAGUUAUAAUUUGUCAGAUGUCCCCCGGCCCUUGUGAUGUGUUUUCCUGGAAAGCCAUUUAUUGAAAUCGUGAGCUUUGUUCAUGGGAUUAGGGGAUAAGGGGAUCCAUGACCCGGGGUGCAGGGCUGUUCCUGGCUCUGCUCCCAGUGCUCUGCCUGGAGCACAUGGACACAACACCUUGGCUUUUCUGACCAGCAAUCCUGCAUUCAGUCUGGGCUCUUUAACUGCUGAGCCGCGGACUUGGAUCUGUUUAACUUGCCGACCCUCAGUUCUCUUGUUUUAAAGUGGUGCACUAGCAGAAUGUCAUCGGUCUUGAGGAAGGUGUGUGGGAAGCGGCCAGCUCGUUUCCUGGUAGGCUGUGAGCACCGAGCGCAUGGGGCUCAUGGACACAGCUUGUGCUGGUCAACGACAUUACUUGUGAAAUCUCAGGGGUGAACGAGGACUCUGUUUCUCUGUCACGAGCCUGCAGCAAAGCUGAGGGUGAGCCUGACAUGGUAGACAUGCUCAGGCUGCAUUCAAGUCUAUUCCCCGUCCCUGCUGGGUCACACAGUGAAGCUGGGAACACCUGAUGGCAGCCAAAAUGCCCAUCUAGAUUCCCUGCCUCUGCCUGGGUCACAAACCUAACCUCUGGGUCAGUGUAAAUCCAGGCCCAACGUGACCAAGUGGGAAAGUGACCUGGCUGAAUCCAUAAUAAGGGAGUGGUUAGCAAUUCACCCGUCCUGUUCUCUCGGUGAUGGAGGAAGGUCAUUGGUUAAAUAAUAAAGAAACUGCUUGGCCCUCAUAGGUUAG
Messenger RNA from Chionomys nivalis (European snow vole), 2494 nucleotides. It is a transcript of the gene Znf488, whose product is annotated as zinc finger protein 488. NCBI's taxonomy places the organism in Eukaryota, Metazoa, Chordata, Mammalia, Rodentia, Cricetidae. Gene Ontology annotation, biological process: regulation of DNA-templated transcription. Bases 557 to 1570 code for a protein of 337 amino acids. Gene Ontology annotation, cellular component: nucleus. The transcript is spliced from 4 exons. The record is from RefSeq and is a predicted model, not a curated record.